AUGCCGCCUCGGAGAGAAUGCAGCAGCAGCUCAGCAGAUAGCAACAAGAGUGCUCAGCCAAGGCCCUCAAGCCUAUCGCUGCUGGUCCCUCGUACUGCCAGUGUACGGCAGCUCGUCUCAAGGUGGCAAACUCAGCCUGAUCCUUGGCCAUCAUCUUCACUGCCACCAGUUGUGAGAUCUCCACUGCCACCACAUCACGCCCACCUCGCCACUGCUACCAACCAGACCAACGGUACGCUUGCCCCACUCGACUCGACGCCCAAGUAUGGUGUGCCAUCUCCUUUAUCCUUGGACAUCAAACAGCUCCGAUCAACACCUUCGCCACGCUCUCCUCAAUCUGCAAACCCCUUCUCAGACCGCAACGAAGCACCACUCAAGCAUCAAGCCCCCUCGCUGGAUUCGAAUCAAAGACCCCAUCUCAUCCCACUUGGCAAAGUCCAGCCUGUCCAGACCAUCCCUUGGCCAGCAUCUCGCUCCUCGGACGUAGGCCAAUCCAUCACUGCAGCGACUGCUACCGAUGCUCCCUCUGCUCCCUCUGCUCCCAGCAUCGAGGCCGCCCAUCCACUACGACAGCACCUCGAACCACCACCACCACCCAAAGCCCCUCUCGGCAAGACAUCAAGCAGUGCCCACAUCUUUGAUCUUGAUGCCAAAGUCUCCCUCGGUACAGGCAACUACCUUCCCUCCUCCUUCCGCCCUCACAUACCUGAUCAGCCAGCAUCUAUACCCGAGCCUUCCAGCUCACACCUCUCUGCAUCCCCUCAACCAUCAAAGCAAACCUGGUCUGCCGAAGAUCCAAGUAGUAUACCCCUCCUUCCAGCAUCGCCAGUGUCGAGCGGCAUGGUGACCGAUGAGAUUGCCCAGAAUGCCGUCUCUUCCAAUCUUGACCCUGGUACGCUCCCAGUUUCGGCUGACGAGGUGUUUAAGCGCGAUGCAGCUCCCAUCCAUCUUCCUGCUCUCGAAGAGUAUCUCAACGAUCCUAUCAUUUUUGGCGAACCGAUCUUUACCGACUCUCUGCUCGUUUGUACGCAACAGGAGAAGCAGCUCUUCGGCUUGCAAGAUGGUUUUGACGAGCAAUUCCGGCCAACGGAGCCGUCGGCAAAACCACAAGUGCCCAGUCCCAGUUCGAGCAGGUAUCAGAUGAGCAAACCUAAGCACACAUCCACACUUGCUCAGCUUGAAGUGGCUGGUGGUCAGAUCAACUGUCCUGCUUUGCUCUACACUUCCAGCAUCCAGUCCAAGCUCCCGUCCAGGAAAGAGAGCCCGAUUCGACGCCGCCCUCGUGGCGAUGGUCAGCCCAAAGAUCCAGCAGCUGCCCAGUCGAGCCCAUCAAAGAAAAGCAAGAAAGCUCAAUCCUCCGACAUUGAUCCACUGCUCGCUGGAAAAGUAGUCUCGAACCGCAAGCCAGGUCGUAUGGACGAGCAAGACCAAGACGACGACGAUGAUGCUACUGCAGUCGACGCAAAACAACAGCUCGCAAUGCAAACUGACGACGCAGUCCAAGCCGAAAAGGUAGCAAGUCGCAUCUCUGCCCGUCUCACCGAAAGUCACAAUGGCAGUCGUGUCUCUAGCAAGCUAUCCACUCGAGCCAAGCCAAUUACGCGCAAAGAGAUGUUCCCACCACUCAUGCUUCUCAAAGAGAACAACCUUGACGAGCUCAAAUCUAACGCUAUCGGCCCACGCAAGCCACCAGGAGGCAUCUCGGCUGUUGGCUGGCUCGGCAUCAUUUUUGACAUGGUUAUCGGAGUUGAAGGCAGCACCUUUGCAGCCGGCAUUCUUCGUUUGGAGACACUGCGAGAUCUAUUCCAGAUCAUGACGAUCCAACUCAAUUUUCAGCGAUACUUUGACAGCAGUCAUCCCACAACUACCGCCAGCAAAUUCUUCAAGUUCCUUCUGCAGACGCUUCCGGCAAUCCUUGCUUUCGAUCUCGUCUCAGUCUUUGGUUAUGCGGUGAUCUUCUUCCUUAUCUGGAUCCUCAUCACCGCCCUAGCCUUGUGGACAUUCUGGCGCACGACCAAAGCUCACAACCCCAACAAGACUGUAGAGGCAUUCGACUCGCAAGGCUGGAUCUACAAGAGCUCUUCUCGAGGAACGCGCUUCGCCAACACAUGCUUAGUGUUCCUCUUGGGUUUGCUGUAUUUGCCGCUCAGCAAGCUUGCAAUUGAUGCUUUGGUCUGGUCAAGCGACUUUUGGCCCGUUGCAAAUCCCUACAAGCGUGGAAUCGAUGAUCCGGUCCCCGGCUCACUGCUUGGCGAUCCCGACAUCUGGCGAGCCCCACUCGACUUUUGCUAUACUACGACGAUGCGCAAAGAUGCCUUCAACUACGCAUACGUCAUCAUCCCACUAGCUCUCCUGACCAUCAUCUUUUACACCCUCUGGUAUCCAUUCAAACUGAUGAUGACGAUCAAAGAGAUGCUCCCCCACGUUAGCCCCUUCAACGAGCUCGGUCGCAAACGUAGUCAAGAAGAAAUGCACAUCUACUACCAUCGUCUACUCAACCGCGACAAAUCUCCCUUCAACUUUCUCUACAACUCCUACCAUCGCAAAUGGGGCUACUACAAACCGCUCUACAUUUUGCUGUUCAAGUUUACCAACUUGAUCAUCAUUGGUGUUCUUGCCAAAGAUAAUUGCCUUUUCCGCUCCUUUCCCACACGAACUAUGCUCGUCGUUCAGCAAAGCACGUUGAUUCUCGUCAUGGCUUCCUUACUGGGUGUCCAUCUGUUCAUCAAGCCCUUUGUAGACAAGAUUGGCAAUCGAUCAGAAAUGGUCUCUCGUAUCGGAUACGUGCUAACCGCCACCAUCGGUCUGCUUGUCGCGCUCAACGUGCAAGGUUCCACCGUAUACAACACUACGAUUCUGUACAUUGUCCAAGCCUUCACCUAUGGAGGCAACAUCUACUUUUCACUCAUCGGCAUGUCUUUUGUCGCCCAUCAAGUCAAGCGGUGGCAGAAUCGCGUUGACUACACCAUUGACCUUUUCUCUCCCCUCCUCGAUAUCACCAAACACAUCAAGCGUCGGGUAUGGCAAGAAACCCUGUCAAUCCUCAUCCUUUGCGGCCCGCAGUAUCACAUGCCUCUCGAACAGGUCAUUGCCUUUUCCGUAUCAGACCAAAACAGUUGGCCGUCGUACCUGAUCGAUUUCCAAGGCUCUGUCGCUGAACGUCACAUAGAAAACCUGAAGAUCGUCAAACAGAUUGGCAUCGAAGCGUAUCGUCGAGAGGUGCACUUCUGUCGGACUCAGGAGGGGAUGUAUCGCGAGAAGUUGAUCAGGACGAUUCAACGAGAUUUUACCGGUCCGGAUGCCUACUGGCGACCACAGGAACCGCCUUUUCCGUCGGGAGUCAUGUCUUUCUUUGGAAAGGCUUUUCUCGUGCCCUUCCCACCGACACUGGUGCUGCGGUACGAUGAGGGCAACAUCCAAAGCGUGUCUCUGACCUGCGUCAAAGAGUUGGAAGCAUACAUCGAACAGAACUCUGAUCCGCAGGUGAGGAACAAAAAGAUGGUCCGUCAAGCUUUACGCGCUCUUGAAGGCCAGAAAAUCUUCUGUCCCUACGUCGAGAAUGUUCAGGUCGGAGACGCUUCGAGUGGGAUGGCUUUCCUAGACAAGAUGUUGGGUCGAAUUUCCCGUCGACCUCGCUCACUACCCCGGUUUGGAAUUCUUCAAGCAGCAAAGGAGCAGUCGGAAUACAUUCUUGCAACGCCAGUAUCUUUCGUCGAAGGUACCCUCAAAAUCGAGAGGAGCAACGAAUUUGAUUGGGCAGGCUACAACUUUGACAGGGGAUUCCAAGUCUCGAUCGUUUACGAGGAGGGGAAGAUGAAGGAAUCUACCGGAGCGCUCACCUCGAUCCGGCAGCAGGUCAUUGUCAGUGCAUCACGCGCAUUCGGUCUUACUGAAGACUUCGAAAUGAACCCUGCCCUUUCUCGUUUCUUACAAGACAACGAACGAUUGCUGGUGGAACGCGCACCGAUGGUCGAGAAGCUUCUUCGCAAGUAUCGUCGUAAUUUCGAGCGUGAGGCACGAUGGAAGCAUAGGAUUCUACCCUACUCGUUCCUAACUGAUGUAUUUGACAAUGAUGGACUUUCACCCCUGGGACUCGGCAUGGCUUUGGUAGAAACUGGAUGCGCUCGAUCGAUGCGCAAUCUACCCAUACUGUACGAAGGGUGCGUGACGUUAAUGUACGAACGCCUCGCAGCCAUCAACCGCACUCCCGUUCAUCGAUUCUGGUGGCUUCUAUUCGACGAACUCUGGCGACUCAAUUGCAAAGACUACUCCCUUCUCCGCAAAUACCGUCGAUCGUUCUCCCCGCAAUACCCAACUUGUAUCGCCUACAGACCCAUGACGAGAGCAGAGUUGGAAAAGUUUUUGGCCGAGAGAGGAUUGUGGAAGAAAAACGGUUCGACGGGCGGACCGUUCAACAGAGGUCUGUUGAAUAGGAUCUACUUUUACCUCAACGAAAUCGUUUUUGCGCGACACCACGAUGGAAGGCUACUAAACCGAGGUAGAGUUUGGUCGGAUCCUCAACAUCAACCCGGACGUUGGCAGGGAGAGAUUUCUGAUGCUCAGAAUCCGGACAAUCCGUUCUUAGAUCCCGUGGAUUCAAGCUUGCGUCGCGCAGCAACGAUCAAAGUCGGGUUGGGACACGAUGCCACCCAAGCAACAAGGAGGGAUUUUUCCACUGUCGAUGACCAACCUUGCUCCCCGCACCUUUUCCCUGGUACCUUGCGCUCCUCUUCUCAUCUUGAAUCUGGCACUAAGCGCGGAAACAGAGAAGAGAGGUGGUGGGGUAUGACAACAAACCCGUCGCUCACGCCCUCGCAAUACACUGGUGGAGGAACGGCCUAUUCGAACGACUCUGUUAUCGUUCGUACCGCCUAUCGGUGGGAACAGAGGAUGGAUGGAUACCGCACGGAUACUAGCUGGCAUAGGUUUAGAGUGAGGGCUUUGCAAUGGUUGAGUUUGCACCCAGUAGAGGUGAAGUUCGAGAGGGAGAAGCUGUAUUUGUAUCUCAAAUUGGUGGAUGAAGGGGAUGGAAAGAAAAGGUAUGAGUUGUUCAAAAGCUAA
This is a messenger RNA of Ustilago hordei, 5061 nucleotides long. RefSeq lists its product as uncharacterized. The coding region runs from base 1 to 5061 and encodes 1686 amino acids. The transcript has a single exon. Lineage: Eukaryota; Fungi; Basidiomycota; Ustilaginomycetes; Ustilaginales; Ustilaginaceae. The record is from RefSeq and is a predicted model, not a curated record.